CCAAGUGGGCAUGGGGCGUGACUGCAGCGUCUAGUAGUAAACUCAAGAAAGCUGUCAGCCUGCCUGGGAAGGGCUGUGUAUCUUGGACUAAUGCAUGUGCUGCUCUGAACAUGUGUGAGAGCUUCAGAAAAGAGCAUGCAAGGCAGGGAGGGUUGCAGCUCCUGCACUGUGAUCUGCAGCCUGAACCACAGUGCAAAGGGCUGUUGAUCCUGCAACUGCGUUUUACUCUUCUCUUACUGACUUUGAAGGGGCCCAAAUAAUGGGGAGGAUGUCGCAGUGCUGUGUCUGAGGAGCAGACCCGAAUGCAGAGUUUGCAGCCAGAUCCCAAAGCCCAGUACAAGAGCGUGUAUCAGGCCCUGAAGAAGAUUAUUCACACUGAAGGCUUCUGGAGGCCUUUACGAGGAAUUAACGUCACCAUGGUGGGGGCUGGCCCUGCCCAUGCAAUGUAUUUUGCCUGCUAUGAAAAAAUGAAAAGGACUUUAAGUGACAUUAUUCACCAUGGAGGAAAUAGCCACCUGGCCAAUGGGAUAGCCGGGAGCAUGGCCACAUUGCUCCAUGAUGCAGUAAUGAAUCCGGCUGAAGUGGUGAAGCAGCGGAUGCAGAUGUACAACUCCCCCUACAAAACAGUCUUGGAGUGCAUACGAACAGUGCAUAGGACUGAAGGACUGGGUGCCUUCUACCGGAGUUAUACCACGCAACUCACCAUGAACGUCCCCUUCCAAGCCAUUCACUUCAUCACAUACGAGUUCAUGCAGGAGCAAAUCAACCCACGCCGGGAAUACAACCCCCGCUCGCACAUCCUCUCUGGUGCCAUCGCGGGAGCCGUGGCUGCCGCUGCCACCACACCCCUUGACGUCUGCAAGACGUUGCUCAAUACUCAGGAAAACGUGGCCUUGAGUUCGGUGAACAUCAGUGGGCACCUCUCAGGAAUGGCCAAUGCUUUCAGGACAGUUUAUCAGCUGGGCGGUAUCCCCGGGUAUUUCCGAGGGGUGCAGGCUCGUGUCAUUUACCAGAUGCCUUCAACUGCCAUCGCGUGGUCAGUGUAUGAAUUCUUUAAGUACUUCCUCACGAAGCACAAGCUGGAAAAAAGAGCUCCUUAUUGAAAGACUUGACUAGAGCGAGCCUAAGGUUCAGAUGACAUUUGUAUAAACUCUGAGGGAUUCGCUCGUGUUGUGAAACAUGCAAGAUUUCUUGUGGAUUCACAAUUGAAUUUCACUUUUCUGUCGUUGGGGGCGAGGGGAAUUAAGUGGUCAUUGGAGAAAUUUGGCACUCUCUUUGCUAGAAUCUGAAGACUUUUUUUUAAUAAUAUAUUUAUAGCUUUGGAGAAGUGAAAUUACUAACUGAUAUUUUUUUCCCCUCUGGAUAAGCUCUAAGAUGUAGUGUUACCACUUCUCCAGAAAACUUAGACUGCACCGGGGGGGGGGGAAUGGUAUUGAGAUAUUCUACAGCAAAGAAAUUUAAAUAUCCUGUCACUGAACAAACUUUUAUAUAUGACAUAAUAUAAAAUAGAUGGAUAAUGUUUAUCCUUUAUUUUUCUAUGUAGGAAUUUUGUUUUAAUACUAUUACAGCUGGAAGUUGAGCUGUUUUUAAAAAAAAAAAAAAAAAUUGAAUUCUUCCAUCCUGACAUGUAAGAACCAAAGCAUUUUUUUUUUUUUAAAUAGCCAGAAUGGCUUUAAUCUUAGCAUUUAACCCAAAACAGUGGCCAGGAUUUUCAUUUGUACGUAGGUAAGCUGCCUCCAGUUUUAUGGCGUCCACUUGACACCUUAAAGGGGCCCGACUUUUAGAAAGUGCUGAGCAUAUUCUCUCUGAAAAUGGUCUGUUUAAGGGGUCUCAAGUUGGGCAGUGAAAAUCACUGGUUGCUCUUGAAAAACCUUAGUUUAAUUGUUACUCCCAUAGCUGACUUAUGAUUGUACUUGAAAGAUGAGCAUUUUUGGCAAACUUAUUUUAAAGGUACAUUUUGUGGCGUUUUAAUAGAGAAUAGGUUUCAUUCCUCUUAUUUAUUCAUAAUCUUAUUUUCCACCAACGCCUCGCUCCUGCUGACACAUGAGUAACUGUGCAGGACUCGUGCUCGCUUACAUGCAGCACGUUACUCUUGUGCAUAAAAGUGUGCAGGAGCAGAGUAUCAGUUUACAGUUCUGUAAGACAACUCCUCUUGAAUUGUAAGAGUUGCAUACUGACCACAAGGAAACUGUCAAUCACCGUGCAAAAUAAGCCCUUGGAAAGUGAAACCUUAAACAGGAGAACAGCAGAAUCAAAACCUUUUUGUAAAGCAAAGCCAACAAACAGCAGCUGUUUGUUGUCCGAUUGGUAUGUAUAAAUGAAGUGUCCUAAAACCUAAAGUUGAGUGGAUUUUAGUCCUUUGGGGACUUUGUUUGCUGCUAUGAAAUCCUAUGCUUUAUUUCGUGCUUCUGUAGAAAAGAACUCCGUGCAUUAAAAAAAGCACAUCUGACCUUCAGUUCUUUUUUUUUUUUUUUUUUUUUUUUUUUUUUUUUUUGCAAGCUAGGUUUGUAGAUGGCUCCGCUUAGCCUCUAUACCUCAUCGUCUUACAAUGUGAUGUUGAAUCCAAUGUUUACCAAGUAUAGAUCCUGCGCUUGAGGCUAGGAAAACCAUUGACUGCUCUCCCCAAAUUAAACCGACCACUGUUGCAAAUAUAGGGUCUGAAUUUUAAAUGUCUAAUAUUUGGUCCGAGUUAUCUAAUUUAGGUGCAGUAAUAUUGUAGAAGAUGAACAGUUUUUGCUGGUCUAAAGAGCAAAAGCUGAACUUGUUGCUGAACUAUAGAUGCAGAAUUUAUUAACUAAUAGCCAGUUGGCUACCUAGUUGGGACUAGGUGGCUAACAUUACAAUCAACGAAAAACCUAGCAGGAUUUUUCUGGUUUUAGAAAUGUAACUGAAUAGUAACCCCCUCCCCCCCCCCCCUUGAAGGGACAUCAGUGUGAAAAGGUUGAUUGUACCUGUAAACUGACCACCUACUAGUGAAACAACAAACAUUUAAACAUUCCUAAAACUGAUACUGCAGCAGACAGUAUUUCUGUAUUUGCUUCUUUUUUCCAUUUGACAACUUUGUACAAGAUUGUUUUUGCUGUUUCUCCUGUAUUUUGUUUGUAUGGGUUUUUCACAUAGCAAUGUAGAAGAACCCUUUUUAAAGGAAAAUUAUGAUCCAAAAGCUGGCUGAGGGCCUGGGAGAACAUAUAGGACCUGAAGCUACUUUUUCAAGUUGACUAGAUUUGAAGUUGGCAUUCCUCUAACCCCAAAUUAAGCCUUGAUUGUGCACCUUGUACCAAUGACUUACAUUUUUCUGCUCACCUGAAUGAGGUGAAAAAGCUUUACCAUGUCUAACAUUUGCAUUUAAUUUUUUAACAUGGAGUUUUUCAUUUAAAGUACAGCUUAGUCUGUAUCUAUCUAAUAAUGAAAAAUCACCAUCAAAUUGGGGGAUUUCACUAAGGCCUGAGUGAGACCAACUGGCAGUCAGGUCCUUCUCUGUAUGGUGGCUUUCAUGUGAUCUUACUCUGGCAUUACACUAAGUUUGGCUAAUUACUUUGGUUGACCAAUAUUUAUUUGGGGAAGGUAAAUCACUACAGGAAAUACUUCUCUAGUGAAUGUACAUGCAACCUGUGUAAAUUUUUCUUUACAAAUGAUAAGGAAUUGUGAAACAUUAUUUUCAUGUCUCUUGCUAUCCCUUACAUUCAAUUAACUUUUCCUUUUUUUUUUUUUUUUUUUUAACAAGCUUAGUUUUUAUUUAGCUUUUCAAAGUGCAGAUUUGUAACCUCAGCCUAUUGUAAGCAUGGUAUUGACACUAGAAAGCAUUCAUGCUCAUCUUUGUACCAUGAGCUUGGUGUGAAAGCAGAUGCAAGCUUGGCAGGGUUUUUAGCCUGAGGUUUUCAAAGGAUUUGGAAGCCUGUUUAGAUGACUUUGAAAAAAUCUCAUCCCUAACUUUUAAUGAAAAAUGAAUGGAGCUGGGGACAUGCUCAGUGUAUGGAAGAAUCUUGUUAAGAAUAUGCUGAAUACAAAUCAAGUAUGGGUUGGACACAAAUCAGCCAAAAUACAGGUGAGGUAAACUUUCUGAAAGGUAGGCCUCAGUCUUCCGUGAAGGCUUUCAAGCUUGGUUAGAUCAGACUUCAAUGAGAAGACUUUUUGUCUGCUUUAAUUUUUGAUAGGUGACCGUUUAAUGGGCAAGCAACAUUCAAGAAGUAUUCCUCAGUUCUUAGCACUUGAAAGUAAUUGGUGAAUGUGUUUGGUAUUUAGAAACUAAUAAACAUUUAGAUUGCAGUAUUUCAAUGAUGGUUUAAUAAGUAAACUUUAUAGUCCAAGGACCUUCCUCUCCAUAUCAUCCAGCUGCAAAAAAAAUAAUCCCUGUAGUGAGGUGAAUGUUGAUGGUGCUUGGGUGUCCAGAUUCAAAUGAAGGUGGAUAGUUCACUUGUUUAGGCCCCUUUAAAAACUCCAAGUAUCACCACCUUGUUCAACAGAAUAAGGGUAGAUUUGCACUUAUUCAGUCAUUUGGUAAAACUUUCACUACUGUUACUGCAGAGAGAGGAUACAGUGAUGUGAGAGUGAGCUGGGAUUUGCUCCUGGCUCAUGUAUCGCAACCUUUUGUGCUGAUGAAGCAAGCCAGAGCCCAGCUUCACAUUCACAUUCACAGUCCUGGGGGAGGUUGUAGAGCUGGUAGCUAGAAAGAAAACCCUCUAAUAUUGCAGUGCAAAAUUCCUCUGGAAAAUCAUGUAGAGCUCCCGCUGUCUCAAAUGCCUUGUUUAGACCCUUCUUGGAGCAUGACUUUUUUUAUAAUUCAUUGUGACUCGGGUUUGAUGCUAAUUGAACGAAGUUUCUUGCCUUAGAAUAAGACCAGCUAGAACAGCCUGUUUCCAGCAUGAACUUUCUUUAGCGUGUAGAAGUCAACCUCUUAACCUCUGUAGCAACCUGCAUGAAUUCUUGCAAACGUUUCCUUUUUAUUGACUUCUCAGCUUUACCGCUUUUGAUAACUUCACCCUGGCCAACCUGCAGAUAGAGCCUGAUUCUAUGUCCUUGGAGGCCACUGGAAAGCUUUUAUUGUCCUCAGGGGUGCAAGAUCAGAUACGAAGGGCCAGAUUUGCAAAGGGCUCAGUGCCUAAAGUUGGUCCCAACUCUUUCAGAAGAGUUGAGUUUCUGUUUUGGUACCAAUAGAAGAAGCAAGGUUUUCUGUUUUUCUUUUCUUUUUCUUUUCUUCUCUUCUAGCUUGCACAGCAAGUGCUGAUCUCUGCUGAAAAUCAAACUGUUCUAGUGGGAUCUCCCAUUUGCUGAGUGCUUACAAGAAUCUGGCCACUUACUUAGAAACUUACAUAGGACUUAAGUUAUUUGGAAAAUGUGGGUGGUGAGCAUUUGAAAACCUAGCCCCUUAACCCUGGGCAAUAUUCUGCAUUAUGUAAUCAAACUUGGACCAAUAACUUUAACUUGGAAUGGAGACCUCUUGGAACCUUGUCCAGUUUCUCUUCUUGCAGGACUUCAUUAAAAUUUAACUCUUGUUUAUCAACUCCAAUAUUUACCUGCUGAAUCUCCAAUUUAAAGGAUCCCCACCAAAGCCAUGUUAGGCUGCAUCUCAUGUAGGUUGCAAUAAACGCACAUUCAAUAUUUUCUAUUCUGCCAAUAACAUUCUGUUGACAUUUUAAAACACACUUUGUAUGUGAAACAGAUGUACUGCUUUGUGGCUGCAACAAACGCACAUGUUUUUUAAGGGAGAGGAUGAGUGUUAAGAUUUUUUUUUUAAGUUGAUGUUUUAAAAUUGCAGUUCUUGCUUUUUUAAAUUUGACAUUGUACAUUUUUUGAAGAGAACACAUACAUAUUUAAUGCAGAAAGUUUGGCUUCUGAAAUGCUGCUACAUUUAUAACACUGGAGCUCGAGGAAAUAAAAAGUGUUUGAUCUUUGUCCUUCA
Messenger RNA from Emys orbicularis (European pond turtle), 5899 nucleotides. RefSeq names its product solute carrier family 25 member 37 (gene SLC25A37). Gene Ontology annotation, molecular function: ferrous iron transmembrane transporter activity. The record is from RefSeq and is a predicted model, not a curated record. Gene Ontology annotation, cellular component: mitochondrial membrane. Lineage: Eukaryota; Metazoa; Chordata; Testudines; Emydidae. The coding region runs from base 303 to 1103 and encodes 266 amino acids. Gene Ontology annotation, biological process: iron import into the mitochondrion. The transcript has 4 exons.